This is a messenger RNA of Cuscuta campestris, 2475 nucleotides long. Lineage: Eukaryota; Viridiplantae; Streptophyta; Magnoliopsida; Solanales; Convolvulaceae. The record is from the annotation of a GenBank genome assembly.
GGUACACACCCAAAAAGACUGGAUCUUUAGUGCUCUGAUGAAUCUUUUUCUUUUUUACACUUCUAUUUUUCUUCCCUUUUAUAAUUGUCCACAUACCUUGCCUGCACAUAUUAUCAUUGCUCUCCCCAUUUCUCCAUUCAAAGAUCCAUUCUUUCAUUUCUUUAUUUUUUCCCCAUUGACCAUACCUGAAAAAAAAAGAGACUUGUGUGCUCCCCAGUCUCUCUGCAUGUCUUUGGAGAAAAGGGAAUUACUUUGCUUUGCUUUUCAGAUUCUUGGGGUUCAAAGAGUGACAGUUUCUUGGUGUAAAGGAAACUACAGUUACCCAAAAUACCCUCUGAAUGUAUGAUAAGAAAAAAGGGUAAAGAAUCUUGAGUGGGAGAGUAAUGAUGGGAGAAGCGUAUGAAGAAGAAGAUGGAUUUGCAGAGAACCUAAGAGAGAAACUUGCAGUUGCAGUUAGAGAUAUUGAAUGGAGCUAUGCUAUUUUUUGGUCAUUUUCCUCUUCCCAGCCUGGGGUUGUGGAAUGGGGAGAUGGGUACUACAAUGGAGAUAUAAAGACGCGGAGGACGGUUCAGGCAACAGAGGAAACGAGUGUUGAUGACGUGUUGGGAUUGCAGAGGACUCAACAGUUACGAGAGCUUUACGAGUCUCUCUUAGCUGGCGAGCCCAACCCGCAGUCCAAGAUCCAUUCUUCGGUCGCCCUCUCGCCCGAAGACCUAACCGAUACGGAGUGGUAUUUCUUGGUCUGCAUGUCCUUCAUGUUCAACCUUGGCCAAGGGUUGCCCGGGAGAGCGUUGGCGAAGAACCAAAGCAUUUGGCUGUGCAACGCGCACCAAGCGGACAGUAAAAUCUUCAGCCGAUCGUUACUCGCCAAGAGUGCAUCCAUUCAGACAGUUGUAUGUUUUCCAUACUUGGGAGGUGCAAUUGAGCUGGGAGCUACUGACCUUGUAUCAGAAGACCUCAACCUCAUUCAUCACAUCAGGACUUCAUAUCUGGACAAUGGCAGCUCCAUUGUCGUCUCCAAGCUUCCAGAUUCCUUCCCGGAAAACGGCGUAAAUUACGACGCCGGCGACAUUGAGCUUGAUUUUCCGCCGCUAGAUCUGGACUGCGAUGGCGACAACAAUGAGAUCGGUUCGCCUUACAAGCAUUCAAACGAUUCGUUCCUGGCUGAAGAAAUCCACGCGGAAGUUUCGCAGUUACAGAACUGGAGAUUCGACGACGAGGAUAUAAUCAUCGGAAAUUGCAUCCACAACAAUUCUGGAAAUUCCAGCGACUGCAUCUCCCAGAACUAUGUGAAUUGGCACUAUUCCGAGCAGCAGCCGCCGGGAAUCGACGUUCAUUAUCAAUCCGUUGUUUCGAACGUUCUCCAGAAUUCUCACCAGUUGAUUCUCGGACCGAAUUUCAGCAGGAGCGGGGGCGGCUGCUCGUCAAGCUUUGUAACUUGGAAGAAGGGAGUUUCAUCUCAGAGCAGAACUGGUGCUACGCCACAGAGGAUCCUGAAGAAGGUUCUCAUGGAUGUUGGCAGGAUGCACGGAUGCUGUUCGAGGGAAAGCCAGAAAGAGGAUGUGACUUGUAGGCCUCUUGAAGGGGAGGAAACUGAUAGGAGCCGCGUUCUGUCGGAGCGGAGGCGUAGGGAGAAGCUGAAUGAGAGAUUUACAAUUCUUUCAUCUUUGAUUCCCACUAGCUGCAAGGUUGACAAGAUAUCUAUACUUGAUGAGACGAUUGAGUAUCUGAAAGACCUUGAAAGAAGAGUUAGAGAAGUUGAAUCUCACAAGGAAACAUUCGAGUUGGAAGAAAGAAGAACUCGGGGAGAGUCUUGUGAUAAUGACAAAGAUGGUGAUGGCAAUGUGGAGAGACCAUCUGAUAAUUGUGACGCUAAUGGAGGAUCCAAUAAAGGCAAGAAGUCAUUGCCGAGGAAGAGGAAGAAGGUGGGUGAUACGGGGGGAAACUCACACGACAACUCUAAGGGUCCUGCCAAGCGCGGCGUAAAGGUUGACAUGGUUGAUGAGAACGUUACAAUAGAGAUGAGGUGCUUUUGGAGCGAUGGAAAGUUAACAAAGAUUAUUGAGGCAUUGGACCAUCUGCAUUUGGUUUGCCAUGGCAUGCAAUCCUCCAACAGUGAUGGGAUUCUUUGUGUGACUGUUAAUGCCAAGAUGGAGGAGUCAAAAGCCACACCAACAGCUCUAAUUAGACAAGCACUGCAAAGACUGAUCUGAUCCAUCUUGACAAUAGUAAUUUUCAUCCGAGGGUCUCUGUGGCAAACUUUUGGUUCAUCUUUUUAUGCAUAGUGACUGGUGAGUGCAAUUGCUGAUCUUUCUGCAACUUGGGCUUGUUUAGUUAGUGAAAGAGCCUUUUCUGGAAAUGUUAUUUCUUUUUUGGGUUGUAAAAAGAGGUUAGCUAUGAGAAUAUCUCUUUGUAAGACUCAAAAGAAAGAAAUAUCUCUUUGUAAAAAUAAAUGAAUAAAAGUUCUAUGGUUAG